AAAAAAAUAGACUUUUCUGAGAUAUGUGUGACUGAACGAGAGAUCGAGAGAGGAAGCUGGAGGAAAUAAAUGAAGCAAAAACGCCAAAGGGAUAAGAGGAUUUGGGGCAAACUACCAUCAUGGGAGGUUGUUUUAGCACCUCGCAUGAUGGGACAAGUGGAAGAGGGGAAAAUGCAGACGGUACAGUUGGUUCAAUGCCCAUUGGCCGAAAUCAGCCCCUGAAACCAGAGAAACCAAAAUGGAAAAGUGACGUUCCACUCACCACAGGGCAACUACAAAGCAAGCGAGAUGAGUUCUGGGAAACAGCGCCAGCCUACGAGGGCAGGAAAGAGAUCUGGGAUGCCCUCCGGGGAGCGGCGUCUGCGUUGGAGUCUGGAGAUUUUGUUUUAUCACAAGCCAUCAUUGAUGGUGCCAAUAUAUCAUGCCCCAAUGGUGCCCUGACAGAUUGUUACGAUGAGCUUGGGAACCGGUACACCCUCCCUGUUUACACACUAAGCGCGCCUGUCAACAUGGUAGAGGAAACAAGUGACAUUGACGUGAUUGACCCUGAGCCACCAGCAGAGGGCGGCACUGAACUUACGGUCAAAUUCCGCCUUUCGUCCGGUAAGGAACUCAAAUUGAAUGUUCGGUCGACAGACACGAUAUACCAAGUUAAGAAGCGUAUCCACGGGAUGGAGAACGUUGAGCCGUCGCGCCAACGCUUCUUCUUCAGCGGAAAACUGCUUACGGACAAAACACGAGUGGAGGAGGCGAGAUUAGCGAAAGGAUUCGUUGUUCAGGUUAUACUAAGCCAGCCAAAUCCAGCACCAGUCGAUGGUUAGUCCUGGAUCUAGGUAAUCUCGGUGUAUCGGCGGGUAAAACGGCACUCUCAGCUCCCGAUGCCAGAUGACAUCAUUGCAAUUUGGGGAGGAUAAUAAAAGGGUGAUGAAUUCCAUUUCUUCAUGCCUCGAUCAUAUUGGCACCUUUUUAUUUAAAAAAAAAAUGUGGCACUGUCUGACCUUGUAUCCUUUUCCUUUUUUUUUUACAUUCACGGUUCUGUCAAGUGGAACACACCCAUGAUUUUGUUUCCAUCCAGUGGGUGGUUUAACUACCCCUGGCUUGUCAAUAUUCUUUCGCCAUAUCACUCCUCUUUUCAGUACAUGUAUUUAAUUGUCUUACACCAUCAAGUGUCAAGUCAGAAUACCAGAUAUGCUUUGAUUUAUUUUGUUUUUGUUUUUUUUUCUCCCCAUUUCUUGAUCAUAUUUUCAUCUCACCAGCUCUAAGCUUCGAUUUUCGUGACUUUUUUUCUGUCUAUGAAUUCAAUAUUUCUAAUCAAUUUUUUGUAAUCGUAUGUUUAUAUGGAUGUCACACGCCAAUGGAUCUCUUUCAUGUCUCCUUGCAGGGGUAUGUCAAUUCUGAUAAGAAUGAAAAUAUACAUGUAUAUUGAAGCCGAAGCAGUAACUAAUAUAUUUAUGAAAAAGCAAUAUUUAUUGGAAAUUGGAGGCUUUAUAGCAUGAUUUGUGCAUAGGUUUAGCUGUAGACGUGUGUUUUAUGAAAAUGUUCAUGAAGUACGAUCAGAAGAGCAACUUUUUCCAUUCCUGUUUUUACCAUUUUUGUUAUCGACACAGAUGCUAUUUGCAUCGAAUGUCUAUAAGUCAUAGUUUUUUAUGACAGUUCAAUUCAUGCUGUUGCAUGACAGUCCAAGUACGCUGUAAAUCCUUGACUUUUCUCAAACUGCAUUUUCAUGAAUCUUUAUUUGCAAAUUGGCACACCAAUCAGUUUUGCCAUUAGAAUGUGUAACUAACAAAAGGCUUUCCAUAAGUACAUUGCAAGCCCUACAAUCUAAGAUUUCACAAUUCCUUAUAUGUUGCAUCUUACAUGUACAUGUACAUUCUGGGUAAAACAGGUGUAGGUAUUGCACCUUUAGGGACUUAAGUCUUACAUGUAAUUCAUAGUUUUUUACCAUUUACAUGUACAUGUACAUGUAGACAUACAGUAUAUACAUAUUAAUAUGGUGAAUACAUUUGGAGAUCCUGAGAAUUGCUCUAGUAUUACAUGUCUCGACAACUUAACACUGAUGCUUCAAUUUGUUUGUGCAUCAACUCUUAUUUUCCAUCCAAAUUUUCCAAGUCUAUUUCUUAUUUAGGUAUAGCCUUGUAAGUGCGGAAAUAUCUAGCUAACAUUAUGCUGUUAUACAUGUAGACUUCUUGGUGACAAAAAUGUACAUGGAUUUUUUUUAAUUAUUAUUUUUUUACAUUCAACACACAAUUUUCUGUUUUCACAAAAACAUUCCUUUUUGAAACCAGAGGGUGUGUGACACAAAGAUUUAUUAAAAGUCUUCACUGAAAAUUAACACUAAGUUGCAUGAUGUGCAUAAGAUCAUGCACAGAUCGUGCAUGUGCUACGUACUGCGUAUCUUAUCAAUUACAUGUAGAUUGCGCACGAUUAGUGUGCAUGCUAGCACUCAAGGGUGACGUUUACCUACUCAGAAUUGAAUCUUUGUGAAACAUCCCCCUGGGCAAGUCAUUUAUUGGCAUCAAUUUUGUGAUGUGUGAUCGGUUCACUGUUUUGGGGUUUUCUAUGAAUUUGUUUAGCCUGAACAUUGAGAUCCUUUGAUUUUAUAGCUGUAUGUUUGUUUUAAAUGUAUCUAAUGAUUAAAAGACUCUAUUAUCAGAAUUUAAGACUUCAUUAAUUUUCAUUAGUAGUGUAGCCCAAAUAAAAGGAGCCACCUUUCCUUUCAGUAUGAUUUACAGGAUUUUUAAGAUAUUACAAAAGCAUGUUUUAAUUGCUAUAAGCCUAGUCUCAAUUAUCCAGAUGAAUUUAUUUCAUUAUUCUUACAGGAAACAUAGUAUUAAAUUACAUAGGCUAAAAUAUGGCCUUUCUAGUCUCCUUGAGUCAAGACUAGGUCGUGAGAUCCCGCCAAUUACAGAUGAAAAUGAAGUGCCUUUUAAAAAUAUUCACUUGAUAAUCAUUUUUCAAAAUAGCAUUUUUCAAAGUAAUUUUUUUUCCCCAGAUAAAGUGUAGGAAAGACCAAUUGGCUAUAAAUAGUGAUUCAAUUCUAAUUGUAUGGCCACUGGUAUACAUGUAUGUGACAUUAUAAGUUCCUGCAUACAUGCAUGUGUACAUGUAUUUUCAUGUACAAAGGGACCAGGCCAAAAUUUUAUUAUUUUUUUUAUUAUCUACUGCCUAAAUCUUCAACGUUGGGUAAGCUUUAACAAUGCAGUGAAUGGGUUUUUCUAGGGCUUGAUCUUUAUACUUGAAAACUGAUUAGGGUAAAAGUAGCAAGAAGCCUGUAUGUGCAACAUGUACAUUUAUUAAUCAAACCUCUUUUUGAAGCCAGAAGUACAAAUGAUAGAAAUAGAAGAUAGAAAGGAGUUGGGAGGUAUCUCCAGGGGAGGGGGGGUGGAUGUUUCACAAAUACUUAAGUGUGACUUGGAAUCAUGCUUGAAUGCAGACGCACACAUGAUAUUGAGCACGUAAGCUUAUUGAUUAAUAUGUAGUAGCAUGCAUCCUCUGAGCAUGAUUUGACCAAUAUUAAAGGUAUUAAUGCCUUUCUGUAUAUUCUGCAUGCAACUGGGGAUUUAAGCGCAACAUUAAGUCACACUUACAUGUAAAUCUUUGUGAAACACCUCCCUGAAAGGUCAACCACUUUUAACAUACUACAUCAACAUGAAUGUACAAGUAUACUGUGUACAGUAUACUGUAAGUAUGUAUAGAUUCUGAAUGGUUUUCCAUCAUUUGUAUUCUCAAGAUCUAAACAAAUAUGAUUUUACUUUUAUUUAGAGAUUGAAAGUUUCUAUGCUUCCUCCUACCCUCGCAAGUUUCAUUUUCAUUUGAAGGGAGAGUAACAUGUACAUAUAAGUCUCCCCGGAAAAAAGAAGCUUCUCUUUUAUUGUGUACAAAAGGGCAAUUGUACUGGGUACUGCUCAUUUAUAAUUAUAUAUGAAACUUUUUAAGUUUAGAAUUCAAAAGGACAUAUGACUUUACUAUUGUAAACAUCAAUUAUAUGAUGUUUUGAUACAGACAGAUAAGAACUUUUGAGCCACAGUAAAGGAUGUGUAAAUUAUGUGCGUAUGGGAAUUAUUUUUAUUUUGUAACUACAUCGCAUGUUGCAUAUGUCAAUGAACAUGUUCAUGCGCACAUUUGAUGAAAACAGCUGUACCCCUUCAAUUCACACCAGAGACUGCUCUAUCCUCCCAAUUUCUUUAGAACCUUUCCUGUUCAUCGAGAGGGGAGAGCAGUGAGGGUUCUCCGGAAAUGUUCAGAUCACAAUAUUGUAGGAGAUUCUCUGUGUGCAAGAAAUUCCCUUCCCCUCAAACAAUAGUAUGGACAUAUGUUUACUCGGCUAAAAUGUGGCAUGUGUAUGUGCUUGGACCUUCUGUGCAGUUACAUGUACACGCAUUUGCUGUUGAAUGUCAUCUUUGAUGUUAUUAUCAUACAUACAUAAACUCAAGCUGAUGAGCUUAAAGCCUUUUUUUCUCAGAGCUCCAUAAACAGUUGGCUUGUUGUGGGGGUAAUAUAAGGAGUUGUCAUGGAAAUUGGAAAAGACUUUAAAAAAAAAGACUCUAGUUCUCACAGGAACCCAUCAAAUUGUGUAGUCUGUAUUUUUUCAUGUAUUUUGAACAAAUCACAAGUGAAAGCUCCUGUUGGAGUGAAACCAUUGUCUAGUCCUUGUACUUAAGUACAGAAUAGGCACACAGUUCUUCAGCAGCUCAGCUAACAUGACACAAGUGCUUGAUUAAUUUCACUUUACAUGUUGCUUGCAUUUUCAUGAUUUCAAGUGCUUUGUUUGUGUCUGAUACCUAAUUGAAUAUUAAUGAAAAUCAAGUAAAGACACGAUCCAAGGCAGUCUAAGAAUUUGUAAAUCAUGAACUUAGUUGUUGAUAAAUCGGAGGUGUUGUUGAGACUGAAAAAUUAGUAAAAAUGCUUGGUUCUUACUGGGACUAUGGGAGGAAAAGAGGGAACAUUCAUUCAAAGUUGUAAUUGCAAUGAUGAAAAAGGUAGAUAUCGUCAGUAAGGGAAUAUGAGUAAAGUACAUGUAAUUAGGGAAGAAUGUUGCCAUCAUUCAUGUACACACAAUAAAUAAUAUCAGGGCCCCUUUUUUACAAAGAGUUGCGAUUGAUCUGAUCAACCACAACUAUGGAUGGCCAUCAACAUCUAAAAUGCAAAAUAUUUUCUAGAUACAUGAUGUAUAUUCAUACAUUCAACGUUAUCUUGAUGAUUCAGUGUGGUUCUCUUUGUUUUAUAAGGACAUUUUGCAAAUUUCCUGUAGAAAAAAAUUAUGGUAUGGAUGGAUUUCCAUACAGUUGCGAUUGAUCCAAUCAACCACAACUAUGGAAAGCCAGCAACGUCAACAUCAACAAUGCAUGUUUGUUCAAAACAUUUUCUAGAUAUACUGUUUGUUCAUACAUUAAUUGCUUUCUUGAAAAAUUAGGGUGAUCCUCUUUGUUUACAAAAAACAUUUCCUGUUGAAAAAAUAUGACACUGAUGGAUUUCCACACAUUUGAGGUUGAUCAGAUCAUCGUAAAUCUUUGUAAGAUGGGGCCCAGGUGUGGAUCCAGGGGGUUGCAGAAGGUGCAGGCCUACCCCUUGUAUGAGUGAUGACCUUUUUUUUUCUGCUUGUCAAGUUUUUCAGAUAGAUUCCCAACCUGUAAAAGGCCGACUCUGUUGUUAGUUGUCCUCCAAACACUUAAGUUAAAAUGCUAUCUAUGAAAUUGCAUGGAUUGCAAUUAAAAUAAACUUCAACUGCAUGAAAAAGCAGUUUUCUCUAACAUGGAAUCAUUCUAUAACAAGUUUGCUUGGGUCAACUGU
Molecule: messenger RNA, 5790 nt
Organism: Lytechinus pictus (painted urchin)
Lineage: Eukaryota; Metazoa; Echinodermata; Echinoidea; Temnopleuroida; Toxopneustidae
Product: ubiquitin domain-containing protein 2-like
Exons: 3
Coding region: 120-821 (233 amino acids)
Molecular function (GO): protein binding
Source: RefSeq, a predicted model, not a curated record